Molecule: messenger RNA, 2001 nt
Organism: Naegleria gruberi
Lineage: Eukaryota; Heterolobosea; Eutetramitea; Acrasida; Naegleriidae
Exons: 5
Coding region: 1-2001 (666 amino acids)
Source: RefSeq, a predicted model, not a curated record
AUGAGUUGCCCAUUCUCUGGAAAUGCCUCUGCCGGUAUGAAGUGUCCAAUAACUGGACAAUCCUCUGAAACUACUACCACUACUGAUGAUUCUAUUGAUGCUUGUCCUGUUAUCCAUGCUGUCAAUGAUGAAGAAGUAAAGAGUGUCAAGGAAGAAAAGGCCCAACAAGAAACUACCGAAGAAGAAGCACAAGGAGAACAAUCUGAUAACGCUGUUACUAAUGCUUUGGAAGCCUUGAUGAAGGAAUUUGAAGAUAGAUCCGAUAUUCCUAGUAUUGCCGAAUAUCAAAAGUUGAGAAGAACCACUGCCAUUAUCACCGGAUUUUAUGCUAAAGGUACUGAAGCAAAGAAAGACCAAUAUGAAAAUGUUAAAGAAAGUUUGAAGAGAUUGUAUGGUGAUGAAGAACAAUGUAAGGCUCAAAUUGCUGCUCUUCAAAAGUAUGAAAAAUUCAAAGGUCACUUGAAGUUUAGAGAAUAUUUGGAAAAUUAUCAAGAUGAAUUGAAGAAUUUGGAAUUACAAAAAGCUAAACUUGAAGAAACACAAAAACACUAUUAUGAUUUACACAUCUGGUCACAAGAAAUUGUUAAAAUUUGUCAAUGGUUAGAACAACACUUGGAUUACUAUGCUUAUAAAACUAUUGUUGAUUUGCCAGUUGAUAAAAUCUUCAAGGGUGUCGUUCCACAAGCUCCUCCAGAAUUAACCGAAGAAGAAAAGUUCAAAUAUAGCAAGGGUUUAGAUGAAAUUUGUCACAAUUUGGAUGAAAGCAAAGACUUUUUCGAAGCCUCAGUCGAUGGCAGACUUAAUAGAUAUCAAGAAAUUGAACGUGAAAUUAUCAAGUGUCAAUUAGAAUCUCUUUCCACAUCUCCAGCUGAAGAUAAUCCACGUCGUGAAUAUAUUGAAUCAGAAUUGAGACAAGAUUUGGCUCACGUAGAAUCUCAAUUAAAGGAUAGUGAACGUCCAGAAACUCAAAAGCGAAGACAUUACAUGUUAAAGAUGCACAAGGAAUUUAUUGAAGUUUUAUCUUUCUUCAGAGAAACUCUUGGUGUAUUGAACGAUUCUAAUGUUCCUAAGAAGUAUGACUCUAGAUAUACAAGCAAGUUUACUAUUCUGAGAGAUCCUCAGGUAAGAAGGAAAUUGGCUUUGGGCAAACAUUUUGAAGCUCUCUCCUUAACGGAGGAAGAGGAAAAAGCCAUCAAAGAAGAAUUGAUUAUGGCUAAAAGAUAUGAAAACGAAAUUAAUGAAAAAGUAACAAAGAAGAUAGAAAAUGAAGAAUUAAAAAAGUUACUUAUGGAACAUGAUGACCACAGAGGAUCAAGCUCAAAGAUGCAAGCUUACUAUAAUAAGCUUCAUCAAUUGCAGAUACAAGCAGAAGCAAAGCUUAAAAAACAAAUUAGAGAAGCCGAGGAAUAUGAAAUAACAAAACUUCAAGAUGAUCAACAAAGAUUGCUUGAAAAUGAAACAAAAAAGCUUCUGGAAGGUCGGGAAUUGUUUCAACAAUCAGAAGAAAAAAGAAAAGUAGUGGAAAAGAGGGAAUUGGAAAAAAGAGAAAAAUGGAAAUCUCCCGAUGAUAACACACUCUUUGAAUCCAGCAAAUCUUCUCCAAAGAAGAGAGACUUGAUUUCCUUACUUCAGUCAAAUUCUCAACAAAAAAGAGUUAUUCUUUUAAUGACAGUCGAUAUUGGUGAUGGAAGGUCUGAUACUAUUACAGUCAGAGAAGAAGAUUCAUAUGUAGACUUGGCAAAACAGUUUCAAGACAAACAUGGCUUAAUUGCUGAUGUUAUUGAACCUCUUGCUGAGCAUAUUAAGUUCAAUGUCGAAAAGGUAUUGAAAGAAAAAACAAUGGACAUGAUUAAAAGUUCCCAAUCUAACGUGUAUAGUAGAAGUCCUGUAUCAAAGAAAACAGAUAAGGUUGACAAAUAUGACGAUUUGCAACAAAUUGUGGAUACUGUAAAGAGGAGCUCAACACCAUCUAGCUCUAAAAACAAAAAGGUUUUUAUUUAA